This is a messenger RNA of Trichomonas vaginalis G3, 665 nucleotides long. RefSeq lists its product as uncharacterized. Lineage: Eukaryota; Parabasalia; Trichomonadida; Trichomonadidae. The transcript has a single exon. The record is from RefSeq and is a predicted model, not a curated record. The annotation marks the transcript as partial.
AUGAAGUAUCUUGAGUCAUGUGUGAAGACAAGGUACAUUCUCAGAGGUCAAUUGGCAAAAAUUGCACCGUUGGCAAAUGUCAAUAUCCGAGUCAACAUACCUACAGCUAAAGGUUCUUCACAUGACGACUAUGUUGUUGAGUUCAAUUUACCAUGGUUGAAGAUUGUAAUUGUCCACAACCACUUCAUGUUGAACGAAAGUCUUACAAACCCAUUGUUCGGAAAAGGCAAGUGCAACAUUGUCAGAGCUGUAAACAUUCUUUUCGAGAAAGGUUUGUUGGAACCAAUUCCAGAUGACAAGCUGACAGAAACUUUUGUACCAAAAGACGAAACAAACUUUUCACUGUUAGCAAGACCAAAAGUUGUUCCAGACAAAGUUCUAGUACAAAAGAAGUACACAAUUCCAAAAGGAGUUGGAUUGUUCGGAUACCAACCUGAACCAGAAGAACUUCCAAUGAGGUUGCAAGAACUUCAAGAUGCUAUAAACAAACUUCCAUUGAGACAUCCAAUUGACGUCAAAUUGUAUUGGAGAGCAUCUGAGUUAGGUCAGAAGGUUUUAUAUGAAACAGGUUGCUUCGACGAUGUUUAUGAGAUAACAGGAGAAGUUUCUCAGAAGAUAAGAGACUCACUUGAAUUUCCACAAACUGGACCAAUUGGUUGCGACAA